UGAACUGGUUAUAGGUAGGCUGUAUGUGGAUCCUAGUUUUAGUUUCCUAUCUUUUCACCUGAAAUCACUGAAUCAGUGCUGUUCCUGAGAUCUGUUCCUUUUUAAACACUUCAUCAUACCAGGAAUAAUAUGCAGCUCAUAUGCAUUUAUUUUGCACACAGAUAACAGAUCUUUGGAUUUUGGACAUAAGCAUUUUGAAAGUUUAGAUAUGUUUUGCUGAAAUAUUCCCACUAGAAUAAGAAGACCAGGGGCCUCUAUCAUUAUUGAAUGAUAACGGCUCUAACAAAAAAAAGAGAGAGAGAGCAGAGGAGUCCUACUGGGAGAAGAAUGAAAGUACGAGUCUGGGCUCCAUGAGGAGGAGGUGUCAGCCCCAGGUCAGAGUCCAGGAGGAGGUGUCAGCCCCAGGUCAGAGUCCAGGAGGAGGUGCAUUAGAACAGCACUCCAUGAUUCAUACCUUCUGAGAAACCAGGUGAAUGGUUACCGCCCAGCCCUACUGAACAUGAUCCUCACACAGCUACCACGUGACCCUCAGUCCAGGGAAUGCCUUUGAGCUGUGCGAACACUGUACUUCAUAAUGUUCUGACAUCGUCCAAAUGCAGCACCUACAGAAUAUGAAAGUGAUGAUUAAAGUAAUGCUUAUUGUCUGCCACUGUGGAGGCUCCUCAUCUGACACUACCCGGCAGCUCAGUGUGUUGGUGGGGGCAGAUGUGACUCUGGGCUGCCUGUUUGAUAAGCUGUCCAGGCUGGUGGAGUGGAGCGCUCUCACCGUUGAGUGGAACGUGGUGGAUACACAUGCAGAGAAGAGCGUAGUGUACACCUUUGAGGAUGGAAGAGCGCAUGUGAACAGAGAGGGCUCUGAGGUGGACAGAAUGCAGCUGCUACAGAGUGAUGCUUCUCUGCAGCUCCACAAUGUGACUGUGGGAGAUGAAGGGCUGUACUCCUGCAGAAUCAUCACCCCUGUGGUCUACACAGAGACCACCUCACUGGAAGUGCUGGCGCGGCCUUCAGUGUUGCUCCCAGAGAAGGCAGCAGUGACGGAGGGGGAGGAGAAGACGAUACAGUGUGACAUCACAGGAUUCUAUCCAGAGAAGCUGGCCGUGACGUGGCUAAUCCUGAACGGCUCCCGCACUGUGCUCGCAGGGUUAAGCCCCCUCUCCCGCGUCUGCACCGAAAUGGCCAUUCACAAUGCAGAUGGCACCUUCAGCAUCCGCAGUGGCAUCACCAUGCACUCGUCAGCAGUGAAGGGUGGAGAGAUGAGCCUCAUGUGCCAGGUGGAGCACAAGACCUACAGCCGGCCGUACAACACGUCUGUCACACUGACUGUUCAGGCUCCACCCCAGCCUGUGUACAGUGACGUCACCCUGAUAGCUCUCACCAGUGUCACCAGUCUGCUGCUGGUCAGCGCCGCCAUCGGAGGAGCUCUGCUUCUCUACGCCUAUCUGUGUAAGGCUCCACCAAGUGUUUCUGAGAUCAGCAAACCCAGCAUCGUCUAUGCUCAGGUGCAGACGGACCUCAGAUGCACCAUCAGAGGAGCUGGACAGCGGGAGCUCAGAGUGAGGUAGUCUAAACUCAGUGCAGGCUCAGAGGAGCUGUCAGAGGGGGGCUCUCUGCUGGGCGGGGGGGAUCUGAGUGACCAGGCCUGUCUGCUGUCAGACUGUGAACACCACACAUCCGUCCUGACCGUGUGUCUGACCGUCUCUGAGGACCGGACCCAGUACCAGUGUGAGGUGCUGUGCAGGGGCCAGAGCAUCACCAGAGUGACCACAGUCCGGGUGAAAGGUGAGGAGGUGGAGCGUUCUGUAACAGCAGCAACUAGGGAGCAUUCUACGAUAUACUUUGAUUCAGUAUUGUAAUCAUUUCUAAAUAACUGUAUCCCAAACAUUACUUUGUAUUGGUGCCUUUGUGUGUGGCUUCUAUGAGCUACUUCUUUCACAUUGUUUUCAGUUUGUCAUUUGACACAUUGUUAUUUAAAAUAAUUGAUUGACUUGAAUUGAAGUCACAGGCUGUCAUGAAGGAAACUUAUACAUAAAUAUGUGCAUAAUGCAAGAAUAUAUCAGCGAGACAAGUUCACUUGGUCAAGAUCCUUUCAGCAAAAAAUGCAGCUGCUUAAGGAGCGUUAAGGUCAUCCUUUCACCUGUUGUCCUUAAACCUCAAAACUAGUUCUCUUGGAAACCCUUCACCUGAAAAGCAGUCAUUGUUCAACAGAUGGUGUUACGUUCCCUCUUGGCUAGGGGUACAAAGGGAAACGACACGACCAGUUUGGAAUUGGUAAUUGUUACCGGUGGUUUAUUUGUAACUAAAAAUGAUAAACACCAGAAUGUACACAAACAGUUUUGACACCAACAAAGGGCCAAACUGUUACUGGUUAACAAAAGGAGCACUCCAAAAGAGAGUAGCACCAGGGUAUACAAAAGGAAAAGAAAGUACCUCACUUCUAAAGUGGAACAAAACAAUAAUCAAAACGAGGCUGUGUGGAAACGCAGCUGUUGCUGAUCAACCGGUGCUAAUCACCGGGGUCUAAGCAAUAUGUUCACAAAUGCUGAUCUACAGGCGCUAAGCUAACCUGGAUCUAGGCAACACACACACACAAACCUUAUACUAGACACAGAAUACUAGGACACACUGCUAAUCAGUGUGCUCGCACAGAACCCUACAGAAUACACACUGCUAGGCAGUCUUAAGAAUCACAGAAAAUGGCUUUGUCACAAUGAGAGUUUUGAGGCGUCUGUCACACAAUACAGAGCCUCCCGAAUGGUAUCCGUGCCCAGCCUUUAUACUCCUCCCCCGGAUGACGUGGCAGAAGCGGGCAGGGCUUGGGUGACGUCUGUUCAAUCCCCGCGGAUGUUGCGAGGUCGAGACGGCCACUGACAGCAUAGGAACUGCACAGCUCAUUUGCAUCCACACACACACCAACAGAGUUAAGGGCACAAGGUAGCAGCGGCUGUAACAGAUGUAUAGUUAUGUUCUGAGCUUUAUUCUCUCCUCCUGUGAAUGACACGGCUGCCCCCCCUCUCACCACACUGUCA
Molecule: messenger RNA, 3026 nt
Organism: Gymnodraco acuticeps
Lineage: Eukaryota; Metazoa; Chordata; Actinopteri; Perciformes; Bathydraconidae
Product: tapasin-related protein-like
Exons: 5
Coding region: 594-1562 (322 amino acids)
Biological process (GO): positive regulation of T cell proliferation; T cell costimulation; cell surface receptor signaling pathway
Cellular component (GO): external side of plasma membrane
Source: RefSeq, a predicted model, not a curated record